Messenger RNA from Ipomoea triloba (trilobed morning glory), 1943 nucleotides. RefSeq names its product histone-lysine N-methyltransferase SETD1B-like. NCBI's taxonomy places the organism in Eukaryota, Viridiplantae, Streptophyta, Magnoliopsida, Solanales, Convolvulaceae. The record is from RefSeq and is a predicted model, not a curated record. The transcript has 2 exons. Bases 287 to 1681 code for a protein of 464 amino acids.
CAAGCACCUGGUUUGGCCCAUUAAUGGAAAACGCCCGAAUCCGUUUAGAGUCCAAACUCUUCUUUUUUCCGUUCUCUCAGCUGCGAGUUCACAAACGCAACCGAUCCGAGCGAGAAAACUGAGCUGUAGUGGAAGACAGGGAGAUUUCCUCGAGGGCCCGUCAUCUCUCUCGCCCACGAAUAAAGUGCAGUAUAGAACCACUGUUCUUCUUUAUUCAUUGCUCUGUGGUUACUCCAUUGAUUUCUCGCUCACUUCAGGGACAGGAAUACACUCCUCAUCUCUCAUCAUGUUCAGGCAGUCACCUACAAAUAGGAACCAUAGGUCAAAAGGAUUAAAGUCCAAGCACAUUCUGCAAUUCUGUCUGUUGCUUGUUGUUUGCUUCUGGCUGAUUUAUCAAGUCAAACGCUCCCACGAGAAAAGGAAAGAAUUUGAUGACAAUGAUUCCAAGUUUUCACUAAAGAUGGGAAGCAGCUUUGAUCCUACAAUGUGGGGAAGGAAAGGUCUCCUUCCCCAUUCAGAGGAAAUAACCUUACCUAAUGGCAAGCAAGAUAAGCAGGUGGAAGACGAGAACCCAGAAGAAGAUGAAGAGAAUAAGCCUGAAGAAGAAGAAGAAGCAGAGCAAGAUCAAGACAGCAAGUUUGAAGAUGAAAAUGAUGAAGAUAGAGGAGGUGGAGAUGAUAUCGUUGACGAACAUAAUCAAGAGAAGUCGGGUGAAGAGGUUGAACAAGAGGAAGAAUUUGUUGAUGAUGAGAAAGAUACAGAGGUUGAUGAAACUGACAUGAAAAAUUCUCAGGACCAUGAGCUUGAUGAAGACUCCAGGAGUACACAUGAGGCACAGGAGGAACUUUAUAAAGCAGAUGAUGCUUCAAGUGCAGUGACUCAUGAUACACAAACAGUUACCACUGAAAAUGAGAACGGUGGCUUAGAGGCUGCUAAUGAGAAUGCUGAAGUAAAAAAUCUUGAGCAUGAAAGCAAUCCUGACAAGAAUAUUAGUUUUGUUCAACACACAUCACUGUUAAAGUUCGAUGAUCACGAAACAACUGGGAGUAACAGUUCCUUAAAUACAACAAGCCUCGAAGAAAGUAUUCCUAAGCAUGUCUCAUCGGAUUCUAAGAAUACCUCAAUUGUGAAUCUUAGGAGUGUAGUGGAAUCAAAUAAUACAGAAGUGAGUGGAGAGACACAUGACGUAUCCUUGCAGAAUUUGACACAAUCAAGUUUUGAUUCUACCAUUGAUGGUAAUGUCACUACGAAUGAAACAGCUGGUGGGGAAGACUCUAAGUUGCCAACCGCUGUUAUUCAGCAGGGUAACCACUCUGCUCAGAUUGUUGACGACACUCGGUCUGAUUCUAACUCAACUUCCAUACAAAAUGAGGAUUCAAACUCGACCUCAGUAAAUGCCACACAGGAAGAUGGAACAGGGGAUAAGUCACACUCUUCGGGAGCAGAUACCUCCAAUGAGGUUAAAGCUGAGACAUCCGAAACUGCUGACAAAACUGGUGGAAUAGAUGAAAGGUUGGAGUCCUCAAAUAUCGAGAAUCUAGGUGAAAUUGUCCAAGAUCUAAUUGAUCCUUCUGACACUUCCAUUCCCUUAGAAGAGAAAGACGUUGUUGAUACAGAUCUGGAAACUCUUCCUGACAUACAAACUGAAGGAAGAAACACUGAAGAUGUUGCAGCAGAAUGAAAUAUCUUAUAGAAGAUUAAUGAAAUAGUUUUGUUGAUGCUCAAGUUUUCUCAUAUUUUGGGUUCUUUGUUUUAUUAGUAUCCCAAGUUCUGAGAGUGUUCAUUAGUCUGAAUUAUUGGUAGUUUUCUGGAAAACACAUUUACAUCCUAGCUGGCAAAAUAUAGGCAAGUUGGUGUAUUUCAAGGGAAGUAGCUUGUACAAUCAUUUGUAGUUAACCAUUUUCCUCUUUCAUCCUUAAUUUUUACUUGUGAUUUCAGUAUUA